This is a messenger RNA of Parasteatoda tepidariorum (common house spider), 2467 nucleotides long. RefSeq lists its product as uncharacterized. The record is from RefSeq and is a predicted model, not a curated record. NCBI's taxonomy places the organism in Eukaryota, Metazoa, Arthropoda, Arachnida, Araneae, Theridiidae.
CUCUCAAAAUUCAGCUGCAGCUAUUCAGUCAAAACUUGCCGUGAAAAUAGCCAUACCGCUUCCCAAUUUCAGAAGCCGCAGUCUGCACAUUUGUAGGGUUAACGUAAUAAUAUCGCGGCUGCUAAGACAGUUCUUUCCCAAAAAGUCAAGAGCCCCUACUGCAUCUUCUUAAUCUAUAAAAGCUACAAGCAAAUACAUAAAGCCUAAACCUUCAAAUCGUGACGAGCACCUAUAGCAACAAAUAAUCAGUAUUCAAAAUUUUGGUUUUUAUCACGAUGAAAUGAAUUAAAUAGUUUAAAAAACUAUAUAAUUGUCGAUAAGUAUUUAUGUAAUGUAAUUGUAAUUAAAUUUAUAGCUGAUUUUAUGAAGUAAUGAUUUUGGAAUUAGGUCCCAAAGCGAAAUAGUAUAGAAAUAAACCCUCCUCCAUCCAGGAAGAGAGUGUUGUUUUUCUCUGAUUGCUUCGGUAAGGAAUGUGAAUGAAGAAAGUGACAUAUUUUGGGCUAAGAAUUUGGUUUUUAACUGCACUUAAAGGGCAAAACUGGAAAAUUUAUCUGAUGUCUACUGGCCACUGGAGGCAACUUAAUUGGUGGCUAUAAAUUUGCCUGUAGUGGCAAAUUUCGUAAUAAAGAUCUCUCUGCAUCCAUGAGUAUUUCCAUCAUUCAUUCAACAGAGAAACAUUCUCAAAAAUUUCAACACCAGUGAAAGUGUAAUAAGUUAAUUUUGUUACACACAAAUAAUACAAAGUGGAACAAUAUCUGUCUCAAUGAGCAACAAUUUACUUCUACUUGAUGUUCAUGCUGAUGAAAAACCUUUUUCUUGUGAAGUAUGUAAUAAGAGGUUUUGGCAGAAGCAAGAUUUAGAUGCUCACAGACAUGUUCAUACUAGUGAGAAACCUUAUUCUUGUAGUAUAUGUAAUAAGAAUUUUUCAAGUAAGAGUAAUCUGACUUGGCACAGCCGUGUUCAUACUGGUGAGAAACCUUAUUCUUGUAGUAUAUGUAAUAAGAGUUUUUCAAGGAAGGGUAAUCUAAUUACACACAGUCUCACUCAUACUGGUGAGAAACCUUAUCCAUGUAGUAUAUGUAAUAGAAGAUUUUUGCAAAAGAUACAUCUAAAUAAUCACAGUCUCACUCAUACUGGUGAGAAACCUUAUUCUUGUAGUAUAUGUAAUAAGAAAUUUUUAAAGAAGAUACAUCUAAAUAAGCACAGUCUCUCUGAUACUGCCGAGAAACCUUAUUCUUGUUGUUUAUGUAAUAAGAAUUUUUCCAGGAAGGAUUAUCUAAUUACACACAGUCGCACUCAUACAGAUGAGAAACCUUAUUCUUGUAGUAUAUGUCAUAAGAAUUUUUCAAGAAAGAGUAAUCUGACUUCGCACAGCCGUGUUCAUACUGAUGAGAAACCUUAUUCUUGUAGUAUAUGUAAUAAGAGUUUUUCAAGUAAGGCUAAUCUAAUUACACACAGUCUCAAUCAUACUGGUGAGAAACCUUAUCCAUGUAGUAUAUGUAAUAGAAGAUUUUUGCAAAAGAUACAUCUAAAUAAUCACAGUCUCGCUCAUACUGGUGAGAAACCUUAUUCUUGUUGUGUAUGUAAUAAGAAUUUUUCCAGGAAGGAUUGUCUAAUUACACACAGUCGCACUCAUACUGGUGAGAAACCUUAUUCAUGUAGUAUAUGUAACAGAAGAUUUUUGCAAAAGAUACAUCUAAAUAAUCACAGUCUCACUCAUACUGGUGAGAAACCUUAUUCUUGUAGUAUAUGUAAUAAGAAAUUUUUGCAGAAGAUACAUCUAAAUAAGCACAGUCUCUCUGAUACUGCCGAGAAACCUUAUUCUUGUUGUAUAUGUAAAAAGAAUUUUUCAAGGAAGGAUAAUCUAAUUACACACAGUCGCUCUCAUACUGGUGAGAAACCUUAUUCUUGUCGUGUAUGUAAUAAGAAUUUUUCCAGGAAGGAUUAUUUAAUUACACACAGUCGCACUCAUACAGAUGAGAAGCCUUAUUCUUGUACUAUAUGUAAUAAGAAUUUUUCAAGGAAGGGUAAUCUAAUUACACACAAUCGCUCUCAUACUGGUGAGAAACCUUAUUCUUGUAGUAUAUGUCAUAAGAGUUUUCCAUAUAGUUUUGAUCUAACUAGACACAGUCGCAUUCAUACUGGUGAGAAACCUUAUUCUUGUUUUAUAUGUAAUAAGAGUUUCUUGUAUAGGCAUGAUCUAACUAAACACAUUCGCGCACAUACUGGUGAGCAACCAUAUUCUUGUAGUAUAUGUAAUAAGAAUUUUUCAUAUAAGUGUGAUCUGACUAAACACAAUUGCACUCAUAUUGGUGAAAAACCUUGAUCUUGUUAUUUAUGUAGUAAUUUAUUUUUUGUGUGAAUUUUUUCAUUUUUACAGUGGCGUAAGUGUGCUUACUUUUGAGUAAUUCAAACUUUUUAGUGAGUGUAAUAAAAAGUUUUUCAAAUAAAGUGAACAAGCCUUUCA